Messenger RNA from Striga asiatica, 396 nucleotides. The record is from the annotation of a GenBank genome assembly. NCBI's taxonomy places the organism in Eukaryota, Viridiplantae, Streptophyta, Magnoliopsida, Lamiales, Orobanchaceae.
ACAGCCACGACAGAGGAAAUUCAAGGCGCGUUCACCGUCGGCAAACUCACGGCGAGGCGGCUUGUGGAGUUCUACCUGGACCAGAUCGAGAUCCUGAAUCUGGUGCUUCACGGAUUGAAGUCAACCCCAACGCCCGGUGACUGGCCGGCGAGUCCGACCGGGAGAAGGAAGCGAGCAAAAGGACCGGUGUGCGUUCGCGCCGAUUGGGUGGACGGAAAUGAUGGCGACAUGGCAAUUGCGGGAGGAAAGGGUGGCGGCUUACUGGAGGAAGUGGCCCAUGCCGGUGUACGGAAAGAGGGUCCGCUGGGGCGGGUGAUUUUCCAACGCGACGGCGGAAACGAACGGAAGAUUGGAUUAGGAUGGCGGUGGCGCCGUCAGUGGCGGCGACGGCGGUCG